CGAUAGGAUUUAUUGUUAGCAUUACUUUAAAACCAAUCGAUCGGGUUACGGUUUACAUUGUCUUUUUUAGAAGUAGUCAAAACAUGUUCUAACACUGAGAACGUCUAAUCACAACCACUAAUCACCAAUCGACAACUAAGUUCGUAUACUAGUAUAUGGCUGUGUUUUAGCUUCCGAAAUUUAAACGCUUGACCGUGUAUUUGUAUGGGAAUUCUCUUACACUGAGUCUACCCCAAUAAACAGAAGUGUGGGUUUGUGAUAAGGUGAAUAAAUAAAACUGUUCAGUGGAAAUCUACAUGACCUGCGUUUGUAAAAUUCAUAUUCAGUGAAAUUGGGAUAUAAUAAACUGAUACUUUUUUCCUGAUCGACCGUAUUAACAUGACAACGUGACGGCGUAACCAUGGGAACCGGUGCAUCCACGCAGGUGCAGCAGCCAACACGUCCGGUGACCGCUCCGUAUGCAAAGCCAGCGGUGAACGGAAACGCGGCGCCAUCUUCGAGCGCUAAGAAUCCGGCUCCACCGAAGUCAGCGGGCUUAGAUCUACGUCGAGCACACACCUCCGUGCAAAACAAUGGACACACAUCCAGUGACGAAAGUACAUCAUCGUCACCGGGGGCGCGCAGCGGUCAGCAGCAAGACCCGCCCAACUACCAUAGGUCUCAGAUCCCCCCUCCCCGACCCCCCAGGACGCUCAAGUCGGACAUCUUCUCACUAGAACGCUACAAGGAGGUCGACGACUAUGUGCUCAAUGCGCCCCCGAAGCUACUAGUGGGAAACUUCAACGAACUGAUCAAGUACCUGACACGCAACAAUGAACGCUGGGACGACCUGUGUAAGAUACGAGCCAUCUUCCUCUGGGUCACAUCCAUAGACGUGUACAACCUCAAGGUGGACGGUGUACCCCCGACACACUCGCCUCUCGAGUACUUUACGAAGAUCCAGUGUAACAUGGGCAACCACGCCCACCUCAUAUCUGGACUCUGUCAAAUGGCGGGAAUCCCGUGCGUCAUCAUCAGCGGCAUGAACAAGAGCGCCGCCUAUGACAUCGGAGGCCGCGUUGAUCGGAAGAGCAUGGGUGCGCAGUGGAAUGCCGUUUACGUGAACGACGACUGGCGCUUCCUGGACGCUUUCUGGGCCUCCGCGUGUGUGGUCGGCCGUAAGACGGGCGAGUGGACGCUCGUAGACUCGGACGGCAACGUGACACAGGAGGACGAGGAGUCAGCGGAGGGCACGACGCAGCACCGCAUUAACGAGUUCUACUUCUUCCCCGACCCCGACAAGCUCGUCUGGACGCACUACCCGGACGAGGUGCAGUGGCAGCUGCUUGAUCGGCCCGUCAGCCAGAAAGAGUUCGAGGAACACGUGUACCUCCGGGAGCGCUUCCACUAUCUCGGUAUGAAGCUCAUGCCCAAUAGCCACGACAGGUGCGUUCUGUCGUCCAAAGACGGCGAAAUCGAAAUCGUGUUCUCGCUUCCGCCUAAGAGCAGUGAGAAUUCCCGGUUCAAGUACAUGUUAUACCAAGGGCAGAAGUCGCGGAACAAGGAAGAAGAGGACAUAUUGCUAGACCGGUUCGUGAUGUUCGAGCACACGGCGCAUCUUCUGCGGUUCACUAUUCGGUUCCCGAUAUCAGGGCGGUUCAAAAUGGACGUGUUUGGUCUGGACGUGACGGAGUCAGACAUAUUUGAUCUGGCAUGUACGUACAUUAUUCAGUGCAAUGAGGCGAAGAAGAAUUGCUUGCCGCUACCGGACGUGCCUCCGAUCGGAUGGGGACCUGGAGCGAACGCCAAAGAAGCUGGUCUGAAACCUAUUACGCAUGACGGUGCCAUAAUUGUCACCAAGGACGGGAACGUGGAGAUUCGUCUAGCCGCCGAAAAGAACAUACAACUGCAUCAGAUGUUGAAACACGCCCUCAUUGACGAGGCGACGCUUAGUAACUACGCGGUCACCAGACUGGAAAAUGGCGAAGCCGUCGUAAACAUCCGACUGCCACAGGGCGGUGAAUACGCGCUGAAGCUGUACGCAGACGACGCGGGCAAGGAAGGCGUGGCACCAAACGUUUUGAACUACCUGAUCAAGAGCGAAGGAAAGAACGUCAGCAAUCCGCCCUUCCCGAACAUCAGCGACGGGUCGCUGGGAGCGAAACCGCUUUCUGAGAAUCUCGGUGUCAAGGCCAUAACGCCCAAGGGUGGAAACAUUCAGGCCAAGAACGGUCGCACGCGCGUGGAGUUCCAAGCUCGAAGCGGCGUACAGCUUAUGGUAGAACUGCACAGCAGCGACGAGCUAGCUUGCAAGCGCAUGAUGGUGACCCCGAAAGAGGAGAAUGGCAAGUGGAUAUUCGACCUUGAUAUGCCGGAAGAAGGUGAAUAUUCUCUGAACGUGUUUGGCUGUUCAAAGAACUCGGUAGACAGAAUCUACAAUGUGCACUCGUACCUGGUGAAAUCCGACGGCCGGAAGUUGGACGGGGCUGAGAUCGAUAUGCGCGCGCAGAACAAACACGUUCAGACGCACGUUCCCAUAGAAACAGUACAGACAUCCGACAACGAAGUUCUCAUACCUAUUCCACCCGGUUUCGAAGACGUCUGCGCGUCUCUUCACAGACGGAACGCGAACGAUCCCCCGAACGCUCACCAGGUGGAUAUCAUAGAACAGGACGGUAUUCAGCUGAUACGGGCGCGACUUCCGGAGUUUGGCGAGUAUCAGCUGAACCUGUACGACCGAGACAGAAAGGCCGUGCUUCGAAACAUCGCCAAGUACCAAAUAAACCGGCGACCUCCAGGCGAGCUAUACGAGGACAAUACGAAGAUGCUGAUGCACAACCUCGGCGCCACACAGCCGAUCGUGGAGGAGGACGAGGAGGAGUAUGCAGCACCCAGCAGGAUCGACAAGAACGAGUCGGACGAGGACAAGAACAAGCGCAUGGAGGCCCAGUUAGAGAUAGACCAAGAGGAACAGCGGCGCGCGACUCGGCGGCAAAUUCAGAAGGCGAUAGACAUGAAGGAUCCGGAAAUGCUGGAGCGUUACAUCCAGGCGUACGAGAAGCUUAACCCAGCCUACGACGACGAGAUGCUGGUCAAGGCGCGCAGGGUGCUCGCAGCGCUGGACGCCAAGGAAGAGCUGACACAAGCUUGCCAACGCCGCGACCUGGACUCGCUGAAGAAGGCGAUCGCGCGCGCCAAGGACGUCAACUACGACCACCAGCUGGACCUCCAGCUGGCGUUGGCAAACCGCCUCCGCGACCAGCUGGAGCGGAUAGAGAAGCUGCGGCACUCCGUGCUCAAUCUGGACAGCAAGACAAUCGCGGAGAUCAAGACGUACUCAAAUCCGCCUGACGGCGUCCACCAGUCAAUGAUGGCAACGUUCAUAUUGUUGGGCAACACGCCUAAGGAAGUCAGGAACUGGCGAACGUGUCAGGCGUUGGUCGGCAAGACCGGAAAAGAGUCGCUGAUGCGCCGGAUAUCCGGUUUUGACCCCAAGGACUGUAGCCUCGCCGUGGCUCAGUUGGCGAAGCACAUGAUUGAGAACUACUCAAUGUCGCAGAUCCGUGACGUCAGUGCAGGCGCCGCGACGUUCUUUGGAUGGUCGCUGGGUAUGAUAGAGGAGAUCGAGUCCACGGGCGGCUCAGGCAUGGGCAUCAUCAGCAAACCUCCCCAAAAACAGGAGAGACCCAAGACCAAGAAUAGCAGCCGCAACGGGAAGAGAUAGAUAUAAGCGUCGCAGUGGGAAAACGUGGUUUAUUGCAUGUGCGUAAAGCAUCAACCCAGAUUAGCCUGUGAAGUCUGCACAGGCUAAUCUGGGACGACACUUCACGCACGUACAUUUAGCCCCGUUUUGCCAGAGAUAGAUAUGUUUAAAUUAGUCUCCCUUAGCUCACUGUACCAAUAUAUAUUAAGGUUUGUUACUUAGGUUUAAUGGUCAAUGAUAGUGCUGAAUUUGUCGUUUUCGUUUGGUUGGCGAAACUUCUUCGUGUUGAUAACCCAAUAUGUCAGUGAAGUGAACACUAAUAUUCGUUUGUGGAAGAAUAUGAUUUUCUGCUGCUUUGAAUUAAAAUUGUCAUUAACGCUGAUAUCGCAUGUUUCUUACUAUGGCAUUGGACUUAGGCUUUACUUUCAAAACAAUAAAUGUGCACUUAUAUGUUCUUGCUAUAGUUUUGUGAUAUAAUUCUGUAACGUGUGCGCCGCUCUGAAUACUUAGAGAAACGCAUUAUGUUUAUAUUAAUAUGUUGUAUAUUAUAUUAUUCAAAUGUAUGUAAGUAUACAACAUACAUGGUUGUAUACUAGUGAAUGACAAGUUACAGGAUUUCGGCUU
Dreissena polymorpha is the source of this 4306-nucleotide messenger RNA. RefSeq lists its product as uncharacterized. NCBI's taxonomy places the organism in Eukaryota, Metazoa, Mollusca, Bivalvia, Myida, Dreissenidae. The transcript has 15 exons. The coding region runs from base 401 to 3703 and encodes 1100 amino acids. The record is from RefSeq and is a predicted model, not a curated record.